Molecule: messenger RNA, 1897 nt
Organism: Triticum urartu
Lineage: Eukaryota; Viridiplantae; Streptophyta; Magnoliopsida; Poales; Poaceae
Product: serine/threonine-protein kinase 12
Biological process (GO): protein phosphorylation
Molecular function (GO): protein binding; ATP binding; protein serine/threonine kinase activity
Source: RefSeq, a predicted model, not a curated record
GCCAACUCAGCCGCCACCCAGCCAUCUUUUUCCCAUCCAAGUUCUCAACUUCCCCUCCCAAACCCCCUCGCUCGAUUACUCCCUCGGACCGACGGACGGACCCUCCUCGGCUCUAUUCAAUUCCUCUUCCACAAGUCUCCGAUCGGAUCUCCCACCAGCGCCGACGAUGGAGCCCAAGCCGCCCACGUCCUCGGAGGAGGAGGCGGCGGCGGGGCCGACGACCCCUCGGUUCAGGCUCGGGAAGCAGUCGUCCCUGGCGCCCAGCCGCGGCGGUGAAAACGGCGCCGAGGUGUCGGGGGAGGCCGCCGGCGUCGCCAGCUUCCAGAUGAUGUACCUGGCCCACGAGGGCAACGCGGAGGGGAUACGCGAGCUCCUCGACGCCGGCGCCGACCCCAACUUCCGCGACUCCGACGGCCGCACGGCGCUGCAUAUCUCCGCCUGCGAGGGCCACGCCGAGGUCGUCGCUCUGCUGCUCGACCGCGGCGCGGAGGCCGUCGUCGAGGACCAGUGGGGAAGCACGCCUUUGGCAGAUGCGAUGCAUUACCAGAACCAUGAUGUUAUCAAGAUCUUGGAGAAGCAUGACUCGAACCAUAAGGUUGCUCCUAUGCAUGUUAACAGUGAUCGUGAUGUUCCUGAAUACGAGAUUGAUCCGGACGAACUUGACUUCACAAAUGGCAAAGAUUUAGCUAAGGGUACAUUUCGGAAAGCAACAUGGAGGGGCAUUCUGGUUGCUGUUAAAAAGCUGGAUGAUGAUGUACUUACUGACGAGAACAAAGUACAAGCAUUCAGAGAUGAGCUUGACGUUCUGCAACUAAUACGGCAUCCAAAUGUCGUUCAAUUUCUGGGCGCUGUAACACAAACCAACCCAAUGAUGAUUGUCAUGGAAUUUAUGCCGAAGGGUGAUUUGCGCAAACACUUGAAUAGGAAAGGAGCUCUGGAACCUUUGUAUGCAGUUAAAUUAGCUCUUGAUAUUGCAAGAGGAAUGAGUUACUUACAUGAGCAUAAACCCCAAGCUAUCAUCCACCGUGACCUUGAGCCUUCAAACAUAUUGAGGGAUGACACUGGGCAUCUGAAGGUGGCAGAUUUUGAUUUGUGUAAGAUGCUAAAGUGGAGAAGAAAAGUCAGAGAGGACAAACCAGUUACUUCUCCUGGCAAUGCCUGUAGGUAUGUAGCUCCAGAAGUCCUGCGUAAAGAGGAGUAUGAUAAUAAAGUUGAUGUCUUCUCAUUCGCUUUGAUACUUCAGGAGAUGAUUGAAGGAUGCCUGCCUUUUCACGAUAAGAAAAUUGAUGAAAUUGAGAAGGCCCAUAGUUCUAAAGAAAGGCCACCGUUUAGAGCUCCUGCAAAGCAUUAUGCCUACGGGCUAAGAGAGUUGAUUGAGAAAUGCUGGAGUGAAAAUCCUGCUGAUAGGCCCAAUUUUAGAGUUGUCAUUGAUCGGUUGUCUGCCAUCCAAAUUGAACUAGCUCGCAGAAACCGUUGGAAGGUCAGACCUCUCAAGUGUUUCCUUAGCUUCGAAGGUUUGCGGAAAAAGGAUCGCAAUGAGGGCAGCACCAACCGCUCGUCACGCUCGUCGCGAUAGCAGCCAGCUGAGGUUGUUGAUGUCAUUUGGCGGAUCAUAUUCAUGAUUGAUAGGAAGUCAACUCACUGUACCAUUUUCUUUGUGUAUCGAAAUUCUCUCUGCAGAAGAAUGGUAUGGCAAGUGUUACUUCCCUGCUGAUCAGAACACCUGUUGUACACCAGAGGUUUAUCACUAAGCCAUCAAGGAAUUCAUGUACAGAUUGAUCUCUUCGGUUUAUAGUUUGCUUUCUGUGAUAGCUAAGCAACUCCUUUUAAGGAAUGUAAUCUCACGUUGUUGUGGUGUGGCAUUCUUUUGAGGAAUGGUAUUCGGUCAUGUUAUCAA